CUCGUCCUUCAUCUCCAUGUGGAGAACAGACGAGCCCGCGCCAGACUCAGGAUAGGAAUAAGCCGCCUCGUUGGAGGGAAGUAGGAGGGCCAGCGGGUGGGCGACUCUGAUCCCUCGGAAGAGGGCAGCCCCAGAGCCUCGAAGUGGGGGGGACGUGGGUCUGGGAGAGGCGCAGCAGCCACAGGCCAAAGCCAGCAGAGCUCCCUCUACACGCACAGCCGCCGCCGCCCCGCCGGCCUGGGGUGCUCACGGCACCACAGCGAGGGCUCCCGCCGCUCCAUGGCCCCCCUGCUGCUGGCGCUGCUGCUGGCUGCUGCCUCUCUGGGUUGCUGCUGCUGCGCGGCAGCCCCGUCGGGGAGCCGCUUCUCCGAGGCGCGGGUGGCGCGCUGGGCAGCGGCGGCCCUGCGGCAGGUGGCGGUGGCGCCGUGUCCUGAGCGCGGCGGGCUCUUGCCAUGGCCACAGUGCCAGCGCCUGGCACGGCUCUCUCAAGGCCCGGGCCCCGCCGUCUAUGUCUCCGAGCCCGCCCGGCCAGGCCACAAGGUGCGAGCGCUCCUGCCCGACGGCUGGGGAGACAGGCCGAGCGCGCCCCUGGUGCCCAGCCGCAACCAGAGCGGCGGCGGCGGUGGCGGUGGCCCGCAGCGCCCGGCCGUCGCGCCCUCGGCACACGACGCCGUCCUAGUGCUGGACCCCAGUCCCGGCGCCAACUUCGGCCACCCGCUUCUCCUCUUCUAUGUCGACUUCAACGUCAGCCCGCGCCGAUGCCGGAGCCGCGACCGUCUCUACUUGGGCAGCUAUGAAUGCCUGACACCAGCCCAGAGGAGCCGCUGUGAGAACCAGCUGAAGCGCAGACCAGGACGUGGCAAGGGCAGGAGCCAGCGGUCAGCAGGACGUAUUCGUCGUGAGGAGCCUCCCGUUGGUCUCUGUGAGAUCCAUUUUCUGCCCAUGGUGGUGGUGGCACAAGACCCAAAACACCUGCAAAAAUUGCACUGCAUGGACCUCCGUGGAUUCAGCCCAUGCCCUCAGCCUCUGCCCCUUGCCAGCUCCAGUUCCACAGCUGCUUAUUGUGAGCUCAACAAGAACACACGGAGGUGUCAUCGCCAACAGCUCCCAAUGUACAAGUCCUGCCGCCUGUAUCAGACGUGUGAUCAUGCCGUGCUGAUUGCAGGUGGCUGGCAGGAGCAGGUGACCUACCCACAUCAUGUCCAUAACCUGGUGCUCUUCUACCAGAUGCUUCGACGGAAUGGCUUCCGUCAAGAGCACAUCAAGGCCUUCUUUGCAAGUGAGGGGCAGGCAUCAGUGGCGAUGGAAAUGGGCGACGUGCACCCGGCCACGGAGAAGCUGGCAAUUCGCUCCCACCUGGCCUUGGUCUGCCGGAGCCUGCACUGUGCUGACUCGCUGGUGCUCUACCUCAACAGCCCAGCAGCCAGUGAUGGCACCAUGCUACUUUGGGAUGCCAACCAUAACGGCAUUGCUGACCUUAAAGAGCGGUACCCCAUCUCAGAGCUCUUAGCAGACUUGGAAAGCUGCAACGCCCGUAGGGUGCUCCUGUUCCUUGACCAGAGCUACUUGGGCCCAUUGGCAAAGAAGCUGCGGGCAUCACGACACCAUCCUAAUGUGGUGCUAGUGCGUGGCACCACCACCAAUGGUGGGUCAGCUUUUGCAGAGUUCUGGGCAGGGUUACAGCCUGAUCAGUGUCUGCUCCAGCAUAUCUUACCGGUGGGCCCAUGGUCUGCAGUCUUGGCUUCUGGUACCCCAGCCCAACUACUCAAUGUCACAUUAGCAGGAGCUCCCUGCCAUUCUGUGCCACCCCUGGGGGAGGAGGAGCGUCAGCGGCGUUACCAAGGCUGCCAGAAUCUGCCCACCAUGUUGUGGUACCAGAGCAGGCACCAGCAGUUGCCACAGGAAGAUGACUGAGCCUGAUGGAGUGCUGCCCUGGGUAUCUCCCUCAAGAUCAGGGCCUUGUUCUGUACCCAUGGGCCCUCCCUGCCCUCCAGAGGUUCCUGGCUUCAAGGGAAAUGGGAGGGAGUUGACUGCCACAGCAGGGCUGGCAUGGAGUUCUCUUUGAACAUUGCUGGGAUAGGUUGCAGCAACCCUAGUGAACUGCUGCACUGGACUCCCUCAUGCCCUUUCCAUCAGUCAGGGCCAAAGGAGAAGCCGGUUGUAGCGAGGCCUGGUCUUCCAUCCUGCCAAGGAUAUGUACAUGGAGACAGGGAAAAUGCUAGAGUCACAGACCAGUGGGAUUCCAGCACUGGGUGAUGAUAAAAAUGUAGCUAUGUGUGGGGCACUGGAAUCGCAACUGAUGUUAAAGUAAGUAGACCACAGGCACCACAGAGAUACAGGAGGGACAAAUGGUACAAUACUUGCCUCAGUGUUCACUGUUCUGCUGCCCUGCAUAUGGCCAUUCCACCCCCACCCCCAGGCUCAGGAGUUAGAAGUGCAGAGCUGCAUAUCACUCUCUUUUUUCCUUGUCUCUAUGGAUAUAAACCCCAAAGCACCGUCUAGUGAGAGAGAAGUGGAGAGAAACACGCUGUAAAACAACCAACUCCUUUAAUAAAAGCACCACUGCUGUUGGUU
Messenger RNA from Hemicordylus capensis (graceful crag lizard), 2574 nucleotides. RefSeq lists its product as uncharacterized. The transcript is spliced from 7 exons. Bases 280 to 1914 code for a protein of 544 amino acids. NCBI's taxonomy places the organism in Eukaryota, Metazoa, Chordata, Lepidosauria, Squamata, Cordylidae. The record is from RefSeq and is a predicted model, not a curated record.